AGUGGGUAUUUAUUCUUCUGCAUAUUCAUUAUGUGGUACAUUUCUUUCCUUUUUCUGGGUUUGUUUUCACAGCAGAUACCAAGUCUAAUAUUUGACAAGUCAUAUCUGAAAGAAGCCCUAGCUGUUUAUAAUUAUGAACCAAAAGGAAGCUCUGAUGUUCGGCUUGUCAGAAACCACAAAUAUUAUAUUCUGAGAGAUGAGGAUCCUGACUGGUGGCAUGUAAGAGAUCUGGAUGGUAAUGAAGGCUUUGCUCCACAUACCUAUCUGAAGGUGAUAUCGCAGACCACUGAUGAAUUAAGAGGAACCACUGAGGCAGCUGAAAUGGUAUCAGUCAAAGAGGAAGACAACUUUGAUAAAUAUGAUUGGUAUGUUGGUCGUCUUUCAAGGGCCCAGACAGAACAACUUCUGCAAGAGAAGGGAAAAGACGGUGCUUUUAUGGUUCGUGAUUCCAGUCAUGUGGGGAAGUACACAGUAUCAGUACUUAGUAUGAACAACAGAGAUAAAAAAGGAAUCGUGAAACACUAUCAUGUUCAUGUAAACAGCGCAAAUCAGUUUUACCUGGCUGAGAAUUACUGUUUCAAUUCACUUCCCAAGCUUAUUCAUUAUCACCAACAUAAUUCAGCAGGUAUGGUUACAAGACUUCGACAUGCUGUCUCUACAAAGACAGACAAAAUCCCAUCUACAGCACCUUUGGAAAAUGGACACUGGGAACUCAAGCGUGAAGAUAUUGUGCUACAGAGAGAAAUAGGAUGUGGUCAGUUUGGAGUGGUACAGGUUGGAAAAUGGAAGGGAAAAUAUGAUGUUGCUAUUAAAAUGAUCAAGGAAGGAUCUAUGUCUGAAGAUGAAUUCAUAGAAGAAGCGCAAACCAUGAUGAAGCUGGACCAUCCCAGACUUGUUAAAUUAUACGGGGUGUGUACCAAGACAUAUCCCAUCUAUAUUGUGGCUGAAUAUAUGGCUAAUGGCUGCUUGCUUAGUUAUUUGAAAAACCAUGGAAAGGAACUUCAUCCCUUUCAGCUAGUAGAGAUGUGUUACCAUGUUUGUGAUGCAAUGGCUUUCCUUGAGAGUCAUCAGUUUAUACACCGAGAUUUGGCUGCUAGGAAUUGCUUGGUUGAUUCUGACAUGACAGUGAAGGUGUCUGACUUUGGAAUGACAAGAUAUGUCCUGGAUGACCAGUAUAUCAGCUCCUUGGGAACUAAAUUUCCUAUCAAAUGGUCAGCACCAGAAGUGUUUCAUUACACUAAGUUCAGCAGCAAGUCUGAUGUGUGGGCCUUUGGAAUUUUAAUGUGGGAGGUGUUCACUUUGGGCAAGCUGCCCUAUGACCGGUAUGAUAACAUGCAAGUGAUUGAAAAGGUGUGCCAUGGUUAUCGGCUUUAUCGUCCACAAUUGGCUUCUGAGGCCAUCUAUGAAAUCAUGUACAGCUGCUGGCAUGAGUUGCCUGAAAAACGCCCUAAUUUCCGUGAGCUGCUUUCUCUCCUGGAGCCAAAAAGGGAAGCUGGCAAGCCCUAAAGAAUACUCUUUUGUAGGUGGUGCCUACCUCAUUUUCCUUUUUCCUUCCUUGCUCUUUUGAUGUUACCUCUAAGUUCUACUUCGGAAGCAUUUGUCAAAUUACAUAUUUUAUAUUUAAAGUGGUGAACAGAGAAGAUCAAAAAGUGAUUAUAAGGCUUAAAUGAGGGAGAACACAAUUGACAAAGUAUGCACAUGUUGUAAGUUGCUAGUGAGUUCAAGUUAAACUGACCAUGUGCAAAACCUUCUGAGCUACUAAUUAUUGACAUGUAAUGCAGAUGUGGAAACACCUAAUAUAAUGGGAAAAUAUAAAAAGAAUAAGUGUGGCAUACAGAAUUGGGAAACAGCACUUGCUUCUUAUGGACGGGUUUUUUGUAUUUCAUAGCCCACUCAAUUGCUGGUAUUGUAUGUUUUUGAAAGAAUUAUGUACAAUUUUAUAUAAAGGGUGCAUCUACAGUGAAUGCAGUUUAACUGCCAUGGCCCAAUGCUGUGUAAUAUUAGGAGUAGUAGUGUGAUGAGUCACUGGCACUCUUUGACAGAAAAGACUAAAGUUCUUGUAAAAGCAAUUCCCAUGACUAUCUGGUGACAAACUACAUUCACCUUCUAGUGUAGUGAAACCCCUAUCUAGAUCAGUGGUUCUCAGCUUGUGGAUAUUUUGCCCUCUUCAUGAACCUUAAAAAGUAAAUAAAAAGAAUCUCCUUCAGUGACUAAAUAUUUAAUAAAAGAAAUGAGA
This is a messenger RNA of Anolis carolinensis (green anole), 2236 nucleotides long. It is a transcript of the gene bmx, whose product is annotated as BMX non-receptor tyrosine kinase. NCBI's taxonomy places the organism in Eukaryota, Metazoa, Chordata, Lepidosauria, Squamata, Anolidae. The record is from RefSeq and is a predicted model, not a curated record. The coding region runs from base 31 to 1506 and encodes 491 amino acids. Gene Ontology annotation, molecular function: non-membrane spanning protein tyrosine kinase activity; protein binding; ATP binding. Gene Ontology annotation, cellular component: plasma membrane. The transcript is spliced from 13 exons. Gene Ontology annotation, biological process: adaptive immune response; B cell receptor signaling pathway; protein phosphorylation.